Messenger RNA from Xenopus laevis (African clawed frog), 4828 nucleotides. It is a transcript of the gene hook1.L, whose product is annotated as hook microtubule-tethering protein 1 L homeolog. The coding region runs from base 124 to 2277 and encodes 717 amino acids. The transcript has 22 exons. NCBI's taxonomy places the organism in Eukaryota, Metazoa, Chordata, Amphibia, Anura, Pipidae. Gene Ontology annotation, cellular component: cytoplasm; cytoskeleton; microtubule organizing center. The record is from RefSeq and is a predicted model, not a curated record. Gene Ontology annotation, molecular function: dynein light intermediate chain binding; microtubule binding. Gene Ontology annotation, biological process: cytoskeleton-dependent intracellular transport; cytoplasmic microtubule organization; endomembrane system organization.
GCCUCCUAGUCUCUAUGAUCCCGCCCCUGUUCUUCAGGUGAGGUCAACCGCAGUCGGAGGAAGAAGGGGGUGGGGGGAAAAAAGUGACAGGUCUGGGAUUAAAAAAAGGAAGCGACUGCAAUCAUGGCCGAGAAGGAGAACGAGCUGUGCGAGAGUCUAAUUAUCUGGCUGCAAACUUUCAAUACUGCUGCUCCUUGUCAAACUAUCCAGGACUUGACCAAUGGUGUUGCCAUGGCACAGAUACUGCAUGAGAUAGAUUACACAUGGUUUGACGAAGGCUGGCUUUCCCGCAUUAAAGAUGAUGUAGGGGACAAUAAAAGAAUUAAGAUUAAUAAUCUAAAGAAGAUCCUACAAGGAAUUGUUGAUUAUUACCGUGAGUUCUUAGACCAGCCUAUUUCGGAAUUCCUCCUUCCAAACCUAAAUCUAAUUGCAGACCAUUCCGAUGCAACAGAAAUGGGCCGGUUACUUCAGUUGAUAUUGGGUUGUGCUGUUAACUGUGAAAAGAAACAAGAACACAUUCAGGUCAUUAUGACACUGGAAGAGUCAGUUCAGCAUGUUGUCAUGACUGCUAUUCAAGAGUUGAUGAGUAAGGAAACUUUGGAUUAUUCUACAGCUGAUCUAUCAGGAGACAUGGAAAGCCAGCUAAGGAGGACAAUUGAUGCACUACAUGAAGCCCAAGCAGAAAAAGAAGAGCUACAACAACGUUACGAAGAGCUUGACUUACAGGUGGCUGCUCUCCAGGAUGAAAGAAACUGUUUAAUUGCUGAAAAUGAACUUCAGAAUGAAAGACUCAACCAGCUGGAUACAUUAGACGAACCAAGCACUGUGGUGUCAAAGAAAUAUUCUCAAAUGCAAAUGCAGUUAGAGCACAUGAAAGAAGAAAACUACAGACUUGAAGCAGCAAAAGAGGACUAUAGGAUUCACUGUGAGGAACUAGAAAAACAGUUGGUUGAAACACAAAAUAGAAAUGUAGAAUUGGCCAGCCUUGCUGAAGAAUCAAGGGCUUUGAAAGAUGAAAUCGAUAUUCUAAGAGCUACUGCAGAUAAAGCAUCGAAGCUCGAAUCAACAGUGGAGACUUAUCGUAAGAAACUGGAGGAUCUUGCUGAUUUGCGCAGACAAGUGAAAUCUCUGGAAGAUACUAAUUUAGUGUACAUGCAUAAUACUGUAAGCUUGGAAGAGGAAUUAAAGAAGGCAAAUGCUGCUCGUGUGCAGUUAGAAAGUUACAAAAGGCAGGUUCAGGAGCUUCAUAACAAACUUUCUUUGGAGUCUAAACGAGCAGACACAUUGGCUUAUGAGAUGAAAAGUGUUAAGGAAAAGCAGGAGACGCUGUUAAAGGAAAAGGAGAGGCUUUUAGUUCAAUGCUCAGCUCUAAAGGAGACUAAUGAGGAGCUAAGAUGUUCCAUGAUACAACAAGAUCAUCUCAGUCAGUCUGAUGGAGUGAAAAACUUUGACAAUCUAGCUGCAGAGCUUCUGCCUGCUGAAUACCGGGAGAUGUUUAUUAGGCUACAACAUGAAAAUAAGAUGCUGCGUCUACAACAAGAGGGGUCAGAAAAUCAAAAAAUUACAGAUUUGCAGUCCCAGCUGGAAGAAAAGCAGCGCAAGAUGAGUGAACUGGAAACAGAAAACAGAUUAAACAUGGAGCGUGUAGAGGAGCUGCAUUUGCAAGUUGGAGAUCUGCAGAAGACACUGCAGAAUGAAGGGACAGAGGCUGAAACAGCUGGUUCAAGCACAUUGAAAAAAACAAUUGAAGCUCGGAUGGAAAAACUGAAGGAAGUACAUGAAGCUAUUGAGACCAAAAAGGAACUUCUUGCGGAUCUGCAACCAGAUGCAAAUCAGAACACUCAAAGGAUCGAAGAAUUAGAGGCAGCACUGCGCAAGAAAGAUGAGGACAUGAAAGCAAUGGAAGAUCGAUACAAGGUUUAUCUGGAGAAGGCAAAGAAUGUGAUAAGAACUUUAGAUCCAAAAUUAAACCCGGCCUCAGCGGAAAUAAUGCUACUAAGAAAGCAGUUAACUGAAAAAGACAAAAAAAUUGAGUUAUUAGAGAGUGAAGGUCAGCAAGCGAAACUGAGAGAAUACGAGGAAAGACUAAUCGUCACUGCUUGGUAUAAUAAGAGUUUAGUGCAUCAAAAGCUGGCCAUGGAGUCAAGGUUAUCAGGAAGAAGAGGAAUGGAUUGUGAGGCUGGUUCCUCCGGCAGGUCUUUCCUUGCUCAGCAACGCAAUGUGACCAAUGCCAGGAGAACUAUAGCUGUGACUGUACAUCCUACUGCAUCUAACUAAAGGGAAGAAUAUAUAUAUAUAUAUAUAUAUAUAUACAUACACACACUCAAGUGCACUUACUAGGAUUUCUAGCUUCUCUUUCUUACCAUGAAAUAACGUGAUGCAGGACAUCAGCUAGUUAUGUCCACAUUCUGCGAAUUGACGUGUUAUUUUUCUAUUUUUUUCAUGCAAUAUAAUACACUGUUUUUAAGAAUCUGCUGACAAAGUGAGAGGAGGGUAUGUUUUAUUGGACAAUACUUUAAAUUACUAAAGUAAUGUGUGUGUAUAUAUCUAUGCCUUGAGGUGUGUUCUAUAGUAAGAUACUGGCAAAGAAAUCUAUUUCAUUAUUUGUGUUUGCCAAUCAAGAAAAGUGUUACAGAAAUGUUCUGUAAUAUAGUUAUUAUGAGUAAUUAGCUGAUUUGGGCUGAUGUUUUUUUGGUCAUACAAAUGUUUUUGUAUGUAUUUUUUUUUGUUUCUGCAGCUACAAAAUAAGCUUUUUGUUUAUCAGAUUACACAGUAUAGAAAGCCAGUACUUUGCCUAAAAUAAAUGUAUUAACAUUAAAAUAGUGUUAAAAUAACAGGGGACGAUGCAUUUGGAUCCCCCCAUGCCAUCUUAGCUGCUUAUUGAAAUUCUGUGCAUGAAAGGUAUGCAGUCAUUUCUCCAAAUGCAAUAAUCCCUCAACCUCAACCUGCAUCUAUAAAAAUACAUUUUCUUAAUAUGGUUUUCACUCAUUAAGCACUGGACGUGUCCUGUUCUCAUUUACUGGCAGAUUUACUUAAGGGCUAGCAUUAAUUCCCUAGUGUUAUCAGCAAUUUACUAACGGGCACAGGCACCAAUUUGCUAGCGGUCAUUCGCACUCUAUCGCCUGACGAUUUUCGCUUUGGCGAAUGGACGUAACUCCACAAAUUCAUUGAAAUGCGGAUUUUACUGAACGUUACCUCUUUCUCCAGACUUUCCUUUGCCAGCUCAGACCAGGCGAAGUCCUUUGCAGUGCAUAGAUUGUCCUCAGUCUUCUGUUACAUCAUAUUCUGAGUAUAAAAUGCAUCAAAGUCCAAAAAACGCUGGCGUCUUUUCCUUUUUUCAGAGUGAUAGCCUGUAAAAGUCCUAAAAACCGGUUUCCUCCAUACAUUUCCUAACAUAUGGCACAUAAACUAUACAGUGGGCUCAUGUGUAGGGCAUUAUAACAACUCUAUUUUCUUUAUUAAGGUUCCCUGGGAUUGUGUAAUGUAAUGUGUUUGAUGCAACAUAUAGCAUAAAGACGUCCAGCGACCUCUAUCGAAUGUGCACUAGGCAGAAAUGAACGCUAGCGCAACUUCACUUUGAAUUGCUCGCAUUGCCUAAGGAUGAAACUCUGCAUGUUCAUGAAUUAGCGUUGUCUGGGCAGAUUUCCGCCUGGCGAUGUGUUGCGAUAGUUGUGAAGCGGAUGCUGCCCAAUUUUCGCCGGUUAGUAAAUCUUCCCCCUGGGCUGCUGCAUUUAUGUAUAUAAACACUUGGAGGGCUAUUUAUCAAAAUUCUAAUAUGUGAGGUUUUAAAGGUCUUUUCUACUUGAAUUAAAACUCAAAUGUUUGCUCAUUUAUUAAAAAAUUUGAACGAAAAAACUUGAUUGAAUACAAUCAUGGAAAAAACUAAAAUGCCUCAAAUUUGUUGAGUUUACAAGCUCAAAAAAACUUGAAAAAAUGUCUAAUUAAAAAAUGGUUUAAAUUUUGCCUGUAUCAAACAUUCAAAUUUUUGAAAACAUAACUUGAAUUUGUGAGUUUUUGUGCAAAAAAAAAAAAAUUCAAAAUCACCCGCUUACUGUAGCGAGCUCUUAUCUCACACUUUGAUAAAUGUGCCCAUUUGUGACAAUCCAACAAGGCUCUUGUAAUCCCCAAACCUAUCUUCUGCACAUAGUAGGAGAUGAACCAUACCUGGAAAAAUAAGCAUCAUUUACAGUAAGACAAAGUCAUAGAGUAAGUCUAAUUAUUUACUGACAGUGUGUUUAUGGCUUCAGUCGUCUUGUGGCGCUUGCCUAAAUGACCCACAAGCUAGAGGGACACCAUGUACCACCCACCACUCAUGAAUACAGGGCUGCCAAACACUGUCAACAAUGUAUUUAUGGGAGGCAGGUUGUUGUGCACUAUUUUGUGCCUAUGGACACUAUGCAUGGCCAGGGCUGCACUUACUAAAUCAGGCUUUGUGUCUUCUCCAUGUAUCUGUAUGGAUUUCCUCCUGCAAACAUAACCGGAAGAUUAAUAGGUGUCUGAAGACAUUUGCUAGUUAGAAAUGGGUUAACAUAGAAAUCUGUUUGUGUAUGUGACCCUUACAUAAGAAAGGAACAGAAAUCACACAUACAGUAGUGUGUCUGGCCCAGCAGGAUGUUUUGUUGAUUCUUUUUAUUUUUUUUAAAUUAUCUUCGCUCAUGAAACUUGUUUAUUUUAUUGCUGUCUGUACUCUAGAACAUGAAUGUGUGUAUGAGUUGCAAAUACCUGCUGUUUUAAAUGUUUUGUCAACAAUGUAACUGAAAUACCAGAUUUUCUCAUGAUUCUAGUUUUAAACCAUAAUAGAGUUUAAUAAAGUAUUAUUUUACCUUGA